UCAUUUGUCAAAUCACUGAAACUUUGACUGAAACUGUUUCUGUGACUUUGUAGCGUUGUGUUUUUAAAAUGUUGUAUGUAAUGACAAAAUGAAAUAUUCUUCUAUUUUAUGAUACUACUAGAACUGUUACUAGAUUAAGAUUUUUAAGAUGCCACCAACAGUUCAAACUAAUGAGCCUGAAAGGGAAAAGCGACCUCAGCGCACAGGUGAAAGAAGGUCGGAACUCGUAACACGCAUAAAGUAUUGUAAUACGCUUCCCGAUAUCCCUUUCGAUCUAAAAUUUAUUACGUAUCCAUUUCCUUCGACACGAUUUAUUCAAUACAAUCCUACGUCAUUAGAGAAGAAUUAUCGUUAUGAAGUCCUGACGGAGCACGAUUUGGGUGUCCACAUAGACUUGAUUAAUCGCGAUAUAUAUCAAGGGGAUGGAAAUGCGAUACUAGACCCGGCGGACGAGAAGCUUCUGGAAGACGAUGUGCUUACACCACAGGAUUCCAAACGGUCUCGGCAUCAUGCUAAGAAUGUGUCGUGGCUGCGACGUUCUGAGUAUAUCUCUACAGAACAGACAAGAUUUCAGCCUCAAUCUAUGGAAAAGGUGGAGGCCAAGGUUGGUUACAAUGUUAAGAAAAUAUUCAGUGAAGAAACACUAUACAUGGACAGAGAGAGUCAGAUCAAAGCUAUUGAAAAGACGUUUGAGGACAACAAGAAACCUAUAGAGAAGCACUACAGCAAACCUGGUGUUACUCCGGUGGAGGUGAUGUCUAUAUUCCCCGACUUUGACAUGUGGAAGUAUCCUUGUGCGCAGGUCAUAUUCGAUUCAGACCCAGCGCCGGCUGAUAAGAAUAUUGCUGGACAGAUUGAAGCCAUGUCGCAGGCUAUGAUUCGAGGUGUGAUGGACGAAAGUGGAGAGCAGUUUGUGGCGUAUUGUCUUCCCACCGAGGACACAAUACAGAAACGGCGACGCGACAUCACUGAAGGCAUACCGUACAUGGAUGGUGAUACAUAUGAAUAUAAGAUGGCCAGGGAAUACAAUUGGAAUGUUAAAAGUAAAGCCUCUAAGGGUUACGAGGAGAAUUACUUCCUGGUGGUCCGCAAUCACUGCAUAUACUACAACGAGUUAGAGACGCGUGUGCGUCUGUCCAAACGUCGCGCUAGAGCCGGGGCGGCUGCGCAGGCGCUUACGAGACUAGUGGUCACUCACCGACCGCUCAGCGCAGCGGAGCAUCGCAUGCUGAGGCUUAGGGAGAAGCAGUUGGAGCCCGCGCAGGAGGAAGACGAAGAAGAAGAAGAGGAGGAUGAGGAUGAAGAAGAGGAGAAACAAGAACAGAAUGGGGAAAAAGAGAGAUCACGCUCUCGAUCUAAAUCCGGUUCCAAAUCACCGCAAGGAUCGGAGAAAACGAACAGAUCGCGGUCAGGGUCUCGCGAGAGGUCCAAGUCUAGGUCCAGGUCCAGGUCCAAGUCGAGGUCCAGGUCUAAGUCAAAGUCCAAAUCUAGAAGUCGGUCGAGGUCCACGUCUGGCUCGCGUAAAUCUAGAUCUGGCUCUGCACAGUCUGGAUCUGCGAGGUCGGCGGCAUCAGCCCGGUCCCGUUCCGGUUCGCGUUCGUCCCGCGCGUCUUCGCGUUCGUCCCGCAGCGGGAAGGGGUCUAGGGCCAGCUCUAAGGCUAGUGAUAAGGGUUCAAAAGCGUCAUCGAAGGCAAGUUCCCGCGCGUCAUCACGCGCAUCAUCCCGUGCGUCUUCCAAAGGGUCCGGUUCGAAACGCUCCUCACGUGCGAGCUCAAGGAAGCGGUCCAGCGCUUCGGAACGUUCUAGAAGCCGAUCGGCGAGUGCUUCUAGACAUGGAUCUCGAAGUGGUUCAGCAUCGAGUGCGUCAUCACGUCACAGUGGCUCGGAUUGAAUUUCAUAAUUUAUAUUGUAUAUGUAACCUAGUAAUAAACAUAUUGACGACAUCAA
Colias croceus (clouded yellow) is the source of this 1947-nucleotide messenger RNA. It is a transcript of the gene atms, whose product is annotated as RNA polymerase II-associated factor 1 homolog. Gene Ontology annotation, biological process: transcription elongation by RNA polymerase II. The record is from RefSeq and is a predicted model, not a curated record. Gene Ontology annotation, molecular function: RNA polymerase II complex binding; chromatin binding. Bases 149 to 1891 code for a protein of 580 amino acids. Lineage: Eukaryota; Metazoa; Arthropoda; Insecta; Lepidoptera; Pieridae. Gene Ontology annotation, cellular component: Cdc73/Paf1 complex. The transcript has 10 exons.